AUGUGCGUCGUGUUCCACUUCCCCUCUAAUGACGGCAUGUUGGUGGAUGAAAGCGGACCUGCUUGUUUGUUCCACAUCCCCUCUAAUGACGGCAUGAUGGUGGAUGAAAGCGGACCUGCUUGUUUGUUCCACAUCCCCUCUAAUGACGGCAUGAUGGUGGAUGAAAGAGGACCUGUUUGUUUGUUUCACAUCCCCUCUAAUGACGGCAUGAUGGUGGAUGAAAGAGGACCUGUUUGUUUGUUUCACAUCCCCUCUAAUGACGGCAUGAUGGUGGAUGAAAGCGGACCUGCUUGUUUGUUCCACAUCCCCUCUAAUGACGGCAUGUUGAUGGAUGAAAGCGGACCUGCUUGUUUGUUCCACAUCCCCUCUAAUGACGGCAUGAUGGUGGAUGAAAGCGGACCUGCUUGUUUGUUCCACAUCCCCUCUAAUGACGGCAUGAUGGUGGAUGAAAGCGGACCUGCUUGUUUGUUCCACAUCCCCUCUAAUGACGGCAUAAUGGUGGAUGAAAGCGGACCUGCUUGUUUGUUCCACAUCCCCUCUAAUGACGGCAUGUUGAUGGAUGAAAGCGGACCUGCUUGUUUGUUCCACAUCCCCUCUAAUGACGGCAUGUUGAUGGAUGAAAGCGGACCUGCUUGUUUGUUCCACAUCCCCUCUAAUGACGGCAUGUUGAUGGAUGAAAGCGGACCUGCUUGUUUGUUCCACAUCCCCUCUAAUGACGGCAUGAUGGUGGAUGAAAGCGGACCUGUUUGUUUGUUCCACAUCCCCUCUAAUGACGGCAUGUUGGUGGAUGAAAGCGGACCUGCUUGUUUGUUUCACAUCCCCUCUAAUGACGGCAUGUUGGUGGAUGAAAGCGGACCUGCUUGUUUGUUUCACAUCCCCUCUAAUGACGGCAUGAUGGUGGAUGAAAGCGGACCUGCUUGUUUGUUCCACAUCCCCUCUAAUGACGGCAUGAUGGUGGAUGAAAGCGGACCUGUUUGUUUGUUCCACAUCCCCUCUAAUGACGGCAUGUUGGUGGAUGAAAGCGGACCUGCUUGUUUGUUCCACAUCCCCUCUAAUGACGGCAUGAUGGUGGAUGAAAGCGGACCGGCUUGUGUUUCACAUCCCCUCAAAUGA
This is a messenger RNA of Mya arenaria, 1113 nucleotides long. RefSeq lists its product as uncharacterized. The coding region runs from base 1 to 1113 and encodes 370 amino acids. Lineage: Eukaryota; Metazoa; Mollusca; Bivalvia; Myida; Myidae. The record is from RefSeq and is a predicted model, not a curated record. The transcript has a single exon.